AGCUCUGUGUCAGCAAGCAAUUUCUCCAACUUAAAUAUUACCACUUUAUUUACAUGGCUCUCUCUCUCUUCUUCAUUCAACGUUAAAUUGCUCACCACCUGUUUGUUAUUCGUCCACAAUGGCCAUUUCCAUAUACAGCACUCUCCUCCCCUUCCCAAAACUCACCGUUUCGAGCAGAAAAUCCCAUACCUUCGCAGGCUCAAACCCAUCAAACCUCACCAUCCCAACAACCUCCACCGUCUGCGCCAAGGCGCUCCACUCAAAAACCAGCGACUCCUUGUCCUCCAUAAUCACCGAGCUCGAAAAAGAAAGUCUCAACAAGGACGAUCAGAAUCAACGACAAGAAGAUAUUAACACUACCCACGACGAGCGCCGUCUAUCCAACGUAUGGCGGGAGCUCCACGGCCAAGACGACUGGGUCGGGUUACUCGACCCGAUGGACCCGCUUCUGCGAUCCGAGCUCAUCCGCUACGGCGAAAUGGCCCAGGCCUGCUACGACGCCUUCGACUUCGACCCCUUCUCCAAGUACUGCGGCAGCUGCCGCUUCGUCCCCCGCAGCUUCUUCCCGUCUCUGGGCAUGGCCCACCUCGGCUACCGCGUGUCACGCUACCUCUUCGCCACGUCAAACAUCAACCUCCCCAACUUCUUCAAGAAGUCGCGCUGGCCAAAAGUCUGGAGCAAAAACGCCAACUGGAUCGGAUACGUCGCCGUUUCGGACGACGAAACGACAGCCCGUUUAGGCCGGCGCGACAUCAGCAUCGCGUGGCGGGGCACCGUGACCCGGCUCGAGUGGAUCGUGGACUUAAUGGACUUUUUAAAGCCCGUUUCCGGGAAUAAGAUCCCCUGCCCUGAUCCGACCGUCAAAGUCGAAUCCGGGUUUCUGGAUCUUUACACCGAUAAAGACGUGACGUGCCGAUAUUCUACGUUUUCGGCGAGGGAACAGAUUUUAACGGAGAUCAAGCGAUUGGUGGAGAUGUAUACCGGCGAGGAAUUGAGCAUUACGAUCACCGGGCACAGCCUCGGGAGCGCGCUGGCGAUUUUGAGCGCGUACGAUAUAACGGAAACGGGUUUGAACGUGACGGCGGACGGUCAGGUCGUGCCCGUAUCCGUUUUAUCGUUCUCGGGUCCUCGGGUCGGGAACGUGCGGUUUAAGGAGCGGCUUGAGUCGCUGGGGGUGAAGGUGUUGAGGGUUGUGAACGUUCAUGACGUGGUGCCUAAAUCGCCUGGGCUGUUCUUUAACGAACAUGUGGCGCCACGGCUGAUGAAGUUGGCGGAGGGCUUGCCGUGGAGCUACUCGCAUGUCGGGGUCCAGCUUGAGUUGGAUCAUAAAAACUCACCGUUUUUGAAGCAGACGAGUGAUCCUGUUUGUGCGCAUAAUUUGGAGGCUCACUUGCAUUUGCUUGACGGAUACCAUGGGAAAGGGCAUAGAUUUGUGCUAGCGAGUGGAAGAGACCCAGCAUUGGUGAACAAAGCCUCUGAUUUCUUGAAAGAUCAUUACUUGGUUCCACCUUACUGGAGGCAAGACGAGAACAAGGGCAUGGUGAGGAGCAAGGAUGGCCGUUGGAUCCAGCCCGAACGCCCGAAACUCGAUGAUCACCCUGAAGACAUACACCACCAUCUCAAACAAUUAGGCCUUGCCUCCGAUCAUUAGUUACUAACCACAAGAAGAUAAAAAUAAAAAUAAAAGCUUCAACUGUAUAAUAUAACGUGGGGUUCUUACUUGUUAGUUAUAGAAAACAUUAGUUUCUGGGAUUUUUAUGGUUAAAAUAUAUAAUGACUGUAAGGAGAUGAUCAGUGACUAGUGUUGCAUACUGUAUUUUCUGCAUAUAUAUAUAUAUAUAUAUAUAUAUAUAUGAAGAUUGUUAGGCUUUAGUAAUUAGUGGGUCACUUCUUGUUAGUUAAUUUAGUACCUUAAUGUUGAUCGUUGGGAAAAUGUAAUAAAACCUAUGGUGCUGUCACGAUGCAUGAAAGAAUUAACUACUAGUCUAGUUGUAUUUCUCUUGGAAAUAUUUAGGUGAGUUUUAAGUUUGAAUCCCCUAUUUCGGUCAAUAAAGAAGACGAGUUUGAAGUU
Prunus mume (Japanese apricot) is the source of this 2071-nucleotide messenger RNA. Its product is annotated as phospholipase A1-Igamma2, chloroplastic. Lineage: Eukaryota; Viridiplantae; Streptophyta; Magnoliopsida; Rosales; Rosaceae. The record is from RefSeq and is a predicted model, not a curated record. Gene Ontology annotation, molecular function: glycerophospholipase activity. Gene Ontology annotation, biological process: lipid metabolic process.